AACGAAUUGCUUUGGGCAUUGAUAGUGGGAGUUAUUUUGGCAUUCAUCUUGGGUCUUGGAAUGGGAGCCAACGAUGUGGCCAAUGCGUUCGGUACUUCGGUCGGUAGUGGUGUUCUGUCUCUCAAGAAUGCUUAUAUUCUGGCAACGAUCUUUGAAACUCUCGGAGCACUUCUUGUCGGUUUGUUCUUCUACUUGUUCUUUGAAAUUUACUCUUCUGUUCAAUGCUAUUUUAAACUGAUUCACAUUUACCUUGAAGCACAACGGUUUAUUUUCAUUGACCUUUCGCGAUUUUAUUUCUUUGGCUUCUAA
Messenger RNA from Gongylonema pulchrum, 309 nucleotides. The record is from the annotation of a GenBank genome assembly. NCBI's taxonomy places the organism in Eukaryota, Metazoa, Nematoda, Chromadorea, Rhabditida, Gongylonematidae.